Protopolystoma xenopodis is the source of this 951-nucleotide messenger RNA. The record is from the annotation of a GenBank genome assembly. NCBI's taxonomy places the organism in Eukaryota, Metazoa, Platyhelminthes, Monogenea, Polystomatidea, Polystomatidae.
CCUGAUCCCUCUGUGGAGGUGUUCUCACAGUCUCCAGCCUCUGUUUCUAGCCCUGGUGAUCCUUCGCCCCUACCAUCGAGCAUGCCUAGUUCUAUCGGGUCGCUCACCUCUAUCUCUAUCGCCGACAGUCUUUCUCACCCGCCUACUGCCACUUCUACUAGCAUCAGAGAUCUCCAGUUUCCUCCCCUCGUUGUCACUGGGACAUCGUCUACGGCCGACAUGCCCUACAAUCCUUCCUGCCAAGCUCUUUAUGAGACCAUUCCUCCUAUCCCCAACAGUGCGCCACCAACAGCCCAGGCCCCUAAAACUAUCUCUGAUACGGUCACCACUUACCAGACAGAUUCUAAUUUACUCAAGUCAUCUUCAAGUCUUCGCCAGCUAGCUGACAUUGCGGCAUCAUUGGCUGAUUAUGCUGAAGUACGUCCAGAGCCUGGUCCUCGAACGAACUCCUGUCCAGAGCCAAUUUUUUCUUCUGCUGGGUUGUCCUUGAAUUCUGUGGAAACAAGCAUUUCUGAGUCCGUUCCUCGUCGCAUGGACUCUGGCUCCCUAAACCUAGUAAGCCUGGCAGCACAGACGGCUCUCCUUCUGCCAAAUACCCCAGGCCCAUCCGCCACACUUCCGGCACAGUCAAUACUCCAUACACAGCUUCUUCCGUCAAUGCCGACAUUAAUACCUCUUUCGUCAGCUCCAAUCAUAUCCUCGUCCUCUCCUUUAUCUUCAUCUACCUUCUCGGCUCCUUCCGCGCCAGUGGUUUCCACUGUCGUCUCCAACUCCUCCGUCCCUACACGUUUGCCUGUCGUCGUAAACGGACUAGGCGGCCUCGAUUGUGGCCUGGUGCCUCCCUUCGCUACGGCCACUACAACCCUUGGUCUCGUUGGCAAGAAUGCCCUUGGCCAGUUGGUGCUGUUGAGCGGCGGACAUUUGAAUGGACUGAUUCGUCAGGCCGUGUGA